AUGGAACAUUACAAAGCAGAAGCGUCUGACUCCACGAGGACAAAUCCAAAUAACAAUAACAAUUCUCAUAGUCAUCAUCAUAAUCAUCGACAUAAAAAAGAAACAGUGAAGCAACAGCCGUUACGAUCAAUGCCAUCAUCCAAAAAGAGACACAUCAAAUCAAUAUCUAUGAUUAAUCCUACUGCUUAUCAAGAAAGUAAUACUGUCGUUAGUAAUCCACGACAUCAGCAAAAAUCAUUCAUGAAAGAUUCAAUAUCAUGGAAAAAACGAUGGUCCUUAUGGUUUUCAUCAUGCAGUUCAGAAAGAACAGCUUAUGUUAAGUGUAAUCCAAUAACAAUAUCGAUUGAGAAAACUGAUCGAACUAAAUCUGAAAAUGACUUAUCCAAACGUGGCAGCAUUGAUCAAGAUGAAAAGAAACAUUUAUCAACAACUACUUCAACACUUGUCAUUAGCCCAAUUUCAAACGAAAAUCAAGAAAAAUUUUCAUCGAAAAUUUCUACUCAUCAGCAUCGACAUCAUCAUCAGUCAAUCGAUAAAGUUAAUAAUUCAAAUAGUGUUAUUUAUUGUGACACAUCGAAUCGUCAUUCAAAUACAUUUUUUCCUUCAACACGCUACGAACAAGGAGGACAGCAUCGAAGUGAAACAUUGAUAGCCGUUAUACCAUCAGCAACUGAUACUUCUCAACAGGCUCAUCAUAAACAACAAGCACGACAAUUGAGUCGUUCCGCUGAUCGUCUCAAUAGUAAAUCAAGUCGUCGAGAAUUACGUUAUGAAGAACAUAACGAUUAUAUUUCUUCACCGCCAUCAUCAUCACAACUACAACCGCCACCACUACUUAAUUCAAUUCAGUGUCAUCCAACGAUCGAUCAUUAUGCACGAAGUUUAAAUCAAUCAUCAUAUUUCUAUUCAACACACCGUCGUAGUCAAAUAGAAGUAUAUCAACUACCAACAGAAAAGAAUCGCGUUGUAUUACCGAGACCGUAUUCGUCAAAUUUCCCAUUCACACAUAAUACAAUAUUAACAAAUAUACCAAUUACUUAUAGUCAUACAGUAGAUAAUAUACCGAUAAUGUCUCAAACAUCACCCGAUAAUACUGCAACAUAUGAAAAAUUAUUUGAAUGUCAUUCACCAUUAGUACCAGUAGAAAACUCAUCUGUGAAACCACCACGUCGUAUUGAAUCACCGUAUAGUCAAUUUCCAACAACACAACAAGAGCCUGUUUAUGCAAAUACACAAUCGCUUUAUGAUAAUAUUAUUUAUCCAGAAGGAUCUUCAUCAUCGAAAAUAUCAAAUCGAAAUGAGAAAAAAUGUCAAGAAAAGAAAUCUUGUGCCUCACAAACACAAUUAACAUGGACAAUGGCAACAUUUUCAUCGUUCGUUGAUUUGGAAAAUCAAUCAAUUGUUAUUCAACAACCAGACCCAGCAACACUUUAUUCUAUUGUACAACAUCAUCAUACAGAACCACCACCAUCAGCGUCAGCUGCAACAAUUGAUCAUAUGAAAGUAUCAUCAUCAAGUUUACAAUACAUAGACGAUACUUCUUCUCCAUCACAUUUUCGACCUGAACGUACUCCAACUCCAUCUAAAAGUUUGAUGAUUGAAAAACGUGAUGGUUCCUUUCAAACACUUCUUACGAUUGCGCCCAUGCAAGGUGCUGAUUCAAGUAAACAAAUCGUGCUUCAUGAUACAACUCCAUCACCACUAUCAACUCAUUCGUCGUCAACCAAUGAUCAGCAUCAUCAUCAUCAUCAUCAUCACCAUCAUAAUCGUCAUCGACGAAAUAAAUCUCAGAGUAAUACAAGUCGAAAUAAUAUUAAUACGCGUGAUGUUGGCCUUCAAGUAAAUAUUCAAACGGUAAAAAAAAUAACAUUUCUAUCACAAAAAAGUGAUGAUUCAUCACUGACAACAUCGGCACCAUCACCACCAACAGUUAUACCAGUACGCGAAUUAAAACAUGUCCAAACAAAUACUGAACCGUCAACAGAAAAACAUGAUAAAAGUACGUCAUAUGAAAAAAGUACUCGUAUGGUAUCAUCAGCGUCACAAACACUUGAUUCUUCUACAAUAGUGGCACAAAGUCAAGGGCAAGCUGCUCAAACAUUGACAAAAUCUUUACGUGAUCAAUCUAUUGAAACGAAUAAUCGUGGCUUAUUUGUUUGUGAUCUUAGUUCAUUCUUAAAAAAUGGUAUUGACGAAAUAUCUUCAACAAAACAAAAAUCCUAA
This is a messenger RNA of Rotaria socialis, 2223 nucleotides long. NCBI's taxonomy places the organism in Eukaryota, Metazoa, Rotifera, Eurotatoria, Philodinida, Philodinidae. The record is from the annotation of a GenBank genome assembly.